AUGCAACCACCUGAUGAAAACUGGGAGUUUCACCUGCAUCUACUUGCAGAAAAAACACAGAAUCAUAGCAGGGCUCCAGAGAUGCAGAUUCAAACAGAUAAAUCAACACAAGACAAACAUAUCCACAAUCAGAUCGGUACACAGUUUCCAUAUUUACCAUCAAAUCCAUUUGCUCAGUCCAGUUCAAGUACUACAAUGAACCAAUGGAUAGAAAACAUGGGACUAAUGUACAACAUACAGACACAACCUUGGACAACACAAACAUUGACAAAUCCAGGAACUGCUCAUGUGAUCUCUGGAACAAGUUCAAACAAUCCUUCAGCAGAACUAUGGGGGCAGAAUACAGACCAUUGCCAAAUACAAACCGCCAGCAAGGAGAGCUUAACAGGACUACUAAUGGAGCAAAUAAGGAACUCCCAAGAAGAAAUAUAUUCGUUAACUCAGGACAUGCAGGGAUCUUAUACAAAUAUGCUCUUAGGUCAACAGAUUUUUCAGCAAAAUGUGGAAGCCAAUCAACCAGUGUCAGACUAUUGCACAUGGAGUGAGUAUGACAGAUCAAGUACAUUACAAGAAAAAGAGAUUUCACUGGGGGAUAUCAACAGCCAUCCUGAAUGGAACAAUGAUAACAGUUACUCAAUUUCAGAUUGUCAGGAUAAUCACAUAUCAAACUGGAAUGAAGAUUACUUAACAGAGAAUGAAGAUCGACAAUGGGGCGAUGCAAUCUUCAAAAACAUGCAACUCCAACAAAUACAAGAACCUACAAUGGUCGAGGAAGAGGAUCAGUCAAAUACAACAUCAGAAGUCACAAGGACAAAUGCAGAGUCAUCAGAUACUCACCAGAAUCAAACAACAGCAGAAACACAAGUACAAACAGAAGGAAAAACAGAUAAUCAAGAGAGUAGUUCAGUUCAGCUACUAGAAGAUCCACAAGUAACACAAAAGAAGGGGAGACCAGAAAAGGCAAAGAGGUUCAAGACAGUAAUAGAACAAGAGAGAGAGAAAGCAAAGAAAAAAGAGACCAACAAGAAGAAGCAAAUUACAGCAAAUGAAAAUUCAGUUUCACCGGUGAAGCCCAAGUCAAAGAGAAUGAAGAAAUCAGCAAAGAAGAACAAUGAUACCCAGGCGACCAACUCAGUAGCUUUGAUCAACAUUUAG
Messenger RNA from Miscanthus lutarioriparius, 1155 nucleotides. Lineage: Eukaryota; Viridiplantae; Streptophyta; Magnoliopsida; Poales; Poaceae. The record is from the annotation of a GenBank genome assembly.